AUAGCAACCACAUUUAUGUACAUACAAACAUAUGAUCCUGCAAUGCAGUUUUAAUUAUUAAAAGGCUCUACACGUUUUAUACUGUUUUUUAAUUAAGUCUUCUAAUGGCAAGUUGUACUACGCCUCAAAAACCAUCAGAAAGAAGUAAAAGUUGUGAAACGGCAUGUUCGUCAAAUUCGAGUUGUUUUUUUCAAAAACGGAAACCCACGAAUCCGUUAGCUGCUUCUCUCCGUAGUGGUCUUUCACGAAGUACGGGAAAUUCAGUCAGACAGCGAGUUUUAUCAGCAAAGUUAUUAAAGUUGAAAAGUGUGCAAAACCAAUUGAAUGAUGCUAAUUAUCACUUGGCGGAAGUGAUUCGGGAAAAUCAGGCUUUGAAAACGCUACAGAAGCGACAAGAUAGAGCAUUGACAAAGUACGAGGGUGCUAAUGCCGAAUUGCCACGUCUGAUACAAUCACACGAGGAAGAAAUAAGGUUUUUAACGGAAAAAAACAAACAGUUGAGACGAAAUGUGAAAGAGCUGAAUGAUCAAUUAAAACAUAAAAACGACGAAUUGCAAAGUGUCCAAGAACAGUUGAAACAUUAUGAAAAACUCGACAAAGAUAAACACUUGUUGGAAAGAGAGAAAUUAAUCGAGGAAUUAGAAGACGUGAAGAAAAAACUCGGUAAGGCUGAUAAUGAAAUUGUUGUUUUGAAUAGAAAACUGACUUUGGAAAGCAAGACUUCGAAACAGAGACUCAAUAUGGAAAUGGCAAAACACAAGCAGUGUCAGAAAGAACUUGCGCAAGCUUUGACCGAAAUUGCAAAAUUAACAAAGUUGAUAGAGACUAAAGAAAAGUCUUUGAUCAGCAAUGCCCGCAAACGCUUUGCAAAUUUGGUUCCAAGGCAGGCGACGUCUCUAAUUUCUUUGAAUGGUACUAAAGAAGAAUUGGAUAAAACCCCUGUAACGGACGUCAAGUUGGAGCCUCUAUUAAAACCGAAACAAGACGGUAGUAAUUCGCUACAAAAUGGCAAAGAGUACAAAAGCAUCCUCAAGUGUCCUUCUGAAAAUGUCCGAGCGAGAUUAUCGGCGGAUUUGAGAAGAGAUCCUGACGAAGACACUCCCCCGAUUGACAAAACAAGUUUAACAGGGAGCGAUUUUUCGACUGAGAUUAAAUCGAGGCCUAACUCCUCAACUAAGUUGGAAAGAAUCGAAAUGAAUUUACAAAACACGAUACGAAAAAUUGAAGAUCAUAAAAACAACGACGAAUUCAAUAAACGUCUAGGUGACUACUGUUUGAAGGCAAUAGAUUCAGUUAAAAAUUACAGUAACGUGAUUGAAACUCACAAAGAAAACUUGGGGUAUGCUAAAGAGGACACCGAAAAAAUUAAGGAGACUGUCAAAGAUGCGGAACACAUGGAGUUGCGGUUGAAGAAAGCACAUUUGUUGUCGUUUGAUAAAAACGCUUUGACUGAUGAUAAUUUAGAUUUUGUUAGUCAGAUUUUAAAGGAAGAGGCUGAGUUUCAAACGAAAUAUAAGAAUGGAAAUGUGAAAAAGGAACCAGCCGUUGGAGUGAAUGAUAAAAAAAAGCUUUUAGCUACGUUAAGGGCGAUUGAUAAUGGGGACAGCGUGGAGUCAUUCGACAGUAACAUUCAAAAUAAUCAUUUGAUGAAGGAGCUGUUUGGGGACACGCAGGAUUAGGGGUGUUAUUAAAUUUCAAAUAUUUAUUGUAUUGUUAUUUAAAUAAAUAUGUUAAUGUCAGGUCGAUACUAAAUUUAGGCAAUUUGUACCAAAUGUGAAAAUUAUAUCAUUAUUAUGAAAAAUGAUUUU
Molecule: messenger RNA, 1808 nt
Organism: Tribolium madens (black flour beetle)
Lineage: Eukaryota; Metazoa; Arthropoda; Insecta; Coleoptera; Tenebrionidae
Product: lebercilin-like
Exons: 5
Coding region: 105-1679 (524 amino acids)
Biological process (GO): intraciliary transport
Cellular component (GO): axoneme
Source: RefSeq, a predicted model, not a curated record